Messenger RNA from Apodemus sylvaticus (European woodmouse), 1438 nucleotides. RefSeq names its product syndecan binding protein 2 (gene Sdcbp2). Gene Ontology annotation, cellular component: plasma membrane; cytoplasm. The transcript has 8 exons. Bases 121 to 999 code for a protein of 292 amino acids. NCBI's taxonomy places the organism in Eukaryota, Metazoa, Chordata, Mammalia, Rodentia, Muridae. Gene Ontology annotation, molecular function: protein binding. The record is from RefSeq and is a predicted model, not a curated record.
UCAGCAUGUUGAGGGACACAGGUGGCAGGAGGCAGCAGUCCUGCCUUUUCAGGAGGAUGGGAGCUGCAUUCUAAUGAUUUACUGCCCUCUGUGUUCUGCAGUGUGCUUCAGGAAGCAGUUAUGUCUGUCCUGUACCCAUCUCUGGAGGAUCUGAAGGUGGGUCAAGUCAUCCAGGCUCAGGCCAGAGCCUCGCCCAUGAUGCCCACUCUGCCAGCCCCGAUGGCUUCUGCACCCCCACUUUCAGAGUUGUAUCCAAACCUGGCAGAACUGGAGAGUUACAUGGGACUGUCCCUCUCUAGCCAAGAAGUUCAGCAGAACCUGCCUCAGAUUCCAAAUGGUGACAAUAUGGUGGUCACUAGCCCUGGACCUGGCCAGCUGGUAGCGCCAGUAUCUGGGAACAACCUGGGUGUACUGCGUGCAGAGAUCAAGCCUGGCGUGCGAGAGAUCCACCUGUGCAAGGAUGAACGUGGCAAGACUGGACUGCGCCUACAGGCUGUUGACAAGGGGCUCUUUGUGCAGCUGGUGCAGGCCAACACCCCUGCAUCCCUUGUGGGGUUGCGCUUUGGGGACCAGAUCCUGCAGAUUGAUGGCUGUGACUGUGCUGGGUGGAGCACACACAAAGCUCACAAGGCACUGAAGAAGGCAUCAGCAGAGAAGAUUGUCAUGAUUGUUCGGGACAGGCCAUUCCAGAGGACUGUCACCAUGCACAAAGACAGCUCAGGCCAAGUUGGCUUUUCCAUCAAAAAGGGGAAGAUUGUGUCUGUGGUAAAGGGAAGUUCUGCAGCCCGCAAUGGACUUCUAACCAACCACUGUGUGUGUGAGGUGAACGGACAGAACGUCAUUGGGCUCAAGGACAAAAAGAUUACUGAGAUUCUGACCUCAGCUGGAAACGUCAUCACACUGACCAUCAUUCCCACUGUGAUCUACGAGCAUAUGAUCAAAAAGUUGUCCCCAUUGCUGCUUCAGCACACCAUGGACCACUCCAUUCCAGAUACCUGAAGUCACAGGAGGGCAGCGCAGGCUUCCCACCGUCCUGCAGGGAAGACAGCCGUCCUCAGAUGACAGGUUGGAGCCGGCUUGCUGCCUGGGUCUGGGUCCCGGUGAUGUAUAUUGGAUGAGUCUAUCGUUGCUGAUUUUAGACUCCUUCUUGGAUCCUGACUCCUAGCUAUGCCGAGGCACAGGUGGGACUUAGGCACCUGGUUCUCUGUGCCCUAGAUGUUGGGCACUUAGGCAGAACAGCAGAAUGUCACUCACUGAGUGCUGCUGCGUCCCUUUGCAGACUUUGCCUCAUCUAGGAAGUCAGCUGCUUGAUUUGACAGAGGAUUGCCUUGGGUGUACUUUGUCUUGGUUGAUCUUUGUCACAGGUUAUGUAUAGAUUAAUGGUGACCCUUUACUGUCUGUAGGUUAGUUGUAACCCUUUUACUGUCUUUUGAAUAAA